Molecule: messenger RNA, 1050 nt
Organism: Sphenostylis stenocarpa
Lineage: Eukaryota; Viridiplantae; Streptophyta; Magnoliopsida; Fabales; Fabaceae
Source: the annotation of a GenBank genome assembly
AUGUUCCCUCCGAAGAAGCCUUCAACUAUGAAUUCCCAUGACAGAGCCAUGUGUGUUCAAGGAGAUUCAGGGCUUGUCCUCACCACAGACCCUAAGCCACGUCUUCGUUGGACUGUUGAACUCCAUGAACGCUUUGUUGAUGCUGUUGCUCAGCUUGGAGGACCUGAUAAGGCCACUCCUAAGACAAUCAUGAGGGUGAUGGGUGUGAAGGGUCUUACCCUUUACCACCUCAAGAGCCACCUUCAGAAAUUCAGGCUUGGAAAGCAGCCCCACAAGGAUUUCAACGAACACUCUAUUAAGGAUGGCAUGAGAGCUUCAGCUUUAGAACUUCAACGAAACAUUGGCUCCUCUUCUGCCAUGAUUGGUCGCAACAUGAACGAGAUGCAAAUGGAAGUGCAGAGAAGAUUGCAUGAACAACUAGAGGUUCAAAAAAACCUUCAGCUGAGGAUUGAGGCUCAAGGAAAAUACAUGCAAAGUAUAUUGGAGAAGGCUUAUCACACACUUGCUGGUGAAAACAUGAACAUGAAGGGUAUGGGAGGAGGUCAAGGAACCCCUGACAUGGGGGUCAUGAAAGAAUUUGGUUCUCUGAAUUACCCUUCUUUUCAAGAUCUUAACUUGUAUGGUGGUGACCAACUUGAAGGGUUUAUGACAUCAAAUAACAAUGAGAGUAUGUUUGAGGGGAAGAAGAGGCUUUGCCCCUACAGUGGAAGUGGGAAGAGUCCAUUGAUCUGGAGUGAUGAUCUCAGGCUUCAAGAUUUGGGAACAGCUUCAUCAUGCAUUAGUCCUCAAGAGGACCCUUUCAAAGGUGAUCACAAGGUUCAGAUUUCACCACCAUCAAUGGACAGUGAUCCCAUGUCAGAGAUCUAUGACACAAAGCCAGUGGUACUCCAUGGAGAAACUGUAGGUAAUCAUCACAACAAAUUUGAUGCUUCCAUGAAGCUGGAAAGGCCAUCUCCACAAACAUCACCACUUCAACCAGAGAGGAGUAGUCCUAUGAUCAAUGCUGGUUCCGUGGCACAAGGUACAAUAAUCUCCCCAUUUGGUUCAUAA